AUGGGAUCGUAUACAACUUCAGAUACAGGAGAUUAUCUGGUGAUUGUAUUUUUAAGUAUUAGAAUUUCUGUUUUAUUUGUUAUAUUUUUUUUAAAUGCAAUCCAAACUGUAUUUGAAUUUAGAUAUUUAAGAGCAACAAAUAGACCUAUAAGUCCUCGUUUCUGUACUUUUUUUUCAAUUACAUUCUUCCCACUAUUUAGAGGAAUCGAACAAUUAGCUUAUUUAUUGGCAUAUCCAAGAUUUGUAGCACCUUCACAUGCCUAUUUCUUUUCACUUUAUGGAACAUAUUUUAUCUUUUCAGAAUGGAUUUUCAUUGGAUGUUUCUGGACACAAUUAUUAUAUACUUUCUUUGUGUCAACUGCUAUCAUUUUAAAGAAUACUAAGCGUGCAUGGUAUACUGCAUGGGGUUUGGCAGUUGUGUUUGGAUUUUGGACUGUCAUAUUGAGUAUUCUUUCAUGGGCAUCACCAGAGUCAAUCGUUCAUUGGAUUACCUAUGGUCAAUUGGCAUGGAUUUUGGUCUAUGGAUUUGCUAUUAUUUUCAAUGGUGUCAUUCUUGUGAAAUUUAUGAAACAACAAGAAAAGCGUAUUCCAAAACUUCAAACAACCAUCGAUAAGACCGUGCGUUUGGCGGCGACCCUUACCAUUCUCUGGCUCUCAAGUAUUGCUAUUAUCAUUGGUUUCUCAGUAGCCGGUGUACCUGAAUCGUCAGACUAUUACUAUUUCCAGAAAUUCUUUAUCUUCCUCAUCGAAGUGUUCCAGGUGAUAGUUGUCAUGUUGGCACUCGGUGGUGAGACACCAAUCAACUAUAUUUAUUUCCGUCGUGUCAAUGAAUCGCACUCAUCUGGCAGUGGAUUGCACACCAAGAACAAUAGCGGUGCUGGUGAGAAAUACUCGUUUUCGUCACACGUUACCAGUGUUGGUCCACAAGAGGUAUCGAUGACCACCUUCUCAGUGGCAGCAUCACGUGAUCUCAUGGAAUCUGAAACAUCAUCAAACAACCAACAAGAGCAACCAAGCGCAACCAUUCCAUCACACAUGAAAGACAUCGAGUCUGGUUAUGGACAUAGCUCAACAAAUGAACUUUUACACUCUACCGAACAACAAAACAAACAACUCGGCAAUGCUCCUACCUCAUCAGAUUCAUCAUCAUCAACAUAA
This is a messenger RNA of Heterostelium album PN500, 1158 nucleotides long. RefSeq lists its product as uncharacterized. The record is from RefSeq and is a predicted model, not a curated record. NCBI's taxonomy places the organism in Eukaryota, Evosea, Eumycetozoa, Acytosteliales, Acytosteliaceae. The transcript is spliced from 3 exons. Bases 1 to 1158 code for a protein of 385 amino acids.